This is a messenger RNA of Mercurialis annua (annual mercury), 2777 nucleotides long. RefSeq names its product protein FAR1-RELATED SEQUENCE 7-like. NCBI's taxonomy places the organism in Eukaryota, Viridiplantae, Streptophyta, Magnoliopsida, Malpighiales, Euphorbiaceae. The transcript has 3 exons. The record is from RefSeq and is a predicted model, not a curated record. Gene Ontology annotation, molecular function: zinc ion binding. Gene Ontology annotation, biological process: regulation of DNA-templated transcription. The coding region runs from base 384 to 2639 and encodes 751 amino acids.
GCAAGAAGAGGAGCCAGGGCAGUCUUUUCUCUCAGAUUAGUGAGCUAAUUAAAAUAAGAUUUAGUGCCUCUCUCUCCUCUACCAGUUUCUUUAAUUGCCAAUCAUUUUCUAAAGAACUUGAUAAUUCACAUUUUGUUUUCAAUUAUUUAUUAUCAAUCCAACCUCAAAUUCUUUUCAAUUCCACCCUUUUCCUUGUUCUCCGUUUGUAUAUGGGGUUUCAUUCCAGUUCCGGUCUCUUCUCCGAUAUUAGAAGUUACAACAAAAUAAUCAUCUGGGCAAAUCUUAUUCUUGUUCUUAUAAGCAUAAUUUAGCUAGAUUCAGAUGCCAAUCUCAACAAUGGUGACUGUGUGAAUUCUGUGAUUGUAAAAGCAUAUCCAUCAGGCAUGAUUCGAGCCAAUAAUAACCUCAACACUUUCAAUUUAGAAGAGUUGGGAGUUGAACCAUGUUUAGGGCUAGAGUUUGAUUCAUCUGAUGAUGCUCGUGAAUUUUAUAAUGCUUAUGCGAUUCGGAUAGGAUUCAGAAUUAGGAUUGGCCAGCUCUAUCGAUCUCGUACCGAUGGUACAGUUUCAUCUAGAAGAUAUGUAUGCUCAAAGGAGGGUUUUCAGCUUAAUUCUAGGUCGGGUUGUCCGGCUUUCAUAAGGGUGCAAUUACGGGAUUCUGGAAAAUGGGUGAUUGAUCAAAUGCAAAAGGAUCAUAAUCAUGAACUUGGACUUGUGGAUGAUAGUCAUCCUCCUGCUAUGCAGCAGAGAGCUCCUAGAGCUAAGAAACCAUCACCUGAAGUGUCUCAAAAGCCGAAAUUUAAAUUGCUUGAGAAUUUUGAUUAUGGCUCCCCAUGUGCAUCUGGUGUCCUUAAUGUUAAAAGGAUUAGAAGAGAGGGGGAUGAAGAACAAAUUAAAUCUGAGCCUCAUGCUGGUCUAUUGUUCAACUCAGCAGAUAAAGCAUAUAGCUUCUAUCAAAUGUAUGCAGAGACUGUUGGAUUUAGAAUUCGAAUUGGUCAAUUAUUUCGUUCAAAGAAUGAUGGGUCCAUUACAUCCAGACGAUUUGUGUGCUCCAAGGAAGGGUUUCAGCAUCCUGCAAGAUUAGGCUGUGGGGCAUUUAUGAGGAUUAAGAGACAAGAAUCUGGAACUUGGAUUGUGGACCGUCUUCAAAAAGAGCAUAAUCAUGGUCUCGCGCUUCAGACAGGAACUCAUAAGAAAAACUAUAAUGCUCCAAAGAAAUUCAUAGAUGAUGUAAAUCUUGGUUUGGAUCCUAUAGAUAUAGCUGAAAUAAAUAACGGGGACCCUAUUGAGAGAACUCAAGAAAACAAUAUUGGGAGCGAUUGGUAUCGUUUACUUCUUGAUUAUUUUCAGGCUAAGCAAGCAGAUGAUACUGGAUUCUUUUAUUCAGUAGAAGUUGAUGGUGGUAGAUGCAUGAAUAUUUUCUGGGCUGAUGGUAGGUCUAGAUUCUCUUGCAGUCAAUUUGGUGAUGCUAUUGUGCUUGAUACUUCAUAUAGGAACGGUAAUUAUCUAGUGCCAUUUGCAACAUUUGUUGGUGUUAAUCACCACAAGCAGCCAGUACUUCUUGCUUGUGCUCUAAUUGCCAAUUUGUCAGAGCAGUCAUUCACUUGGUUGUUUCAUACUUGGCUAAGGGCAAUGUCUGGAUGUCGACCAAAGUCUAUUAUAGCCGAUCAAGACAUAGCAUUACAACAAGCUAUUGCAAAAGUAUUUCCUGGAACACUUCAUCGUUUUUCAUUAUGGCAAAUUAAGGUUAAGGAGCGAGAGAAUUUCAGAUCAAUGUCAAACGAGUUCAGAUUUGAAUAUGAGAAGUGUAUAUACGAGAGUCAAACAUCUGUUGAACUUAAUACUAUGUGGAGCGCACUGAUAAGCAAAUAUGGGCUAAAAGAGAAUACUUGGCUUAAAGAAAUGUAUGAAAAUCGUGAAAGCUGGGUUCCAUUUUACUUGAGAACAAAAUUUUGUGCGGGCAUUCCGAUCAAAGAAUGUUUGAAAUCUUUCUUUGGUACAAGCUUGACACCAAAAACAUCACUUGGAGAAUUCAUUUCUAGAUAUGACCAAGGUCUUGCUCGAUGGCGGGAGGAGGAAAGAAAAGAGGAUUUCAAUUGUUACAACAUGCAGCCCUUUUUGCAAACAAAAGAACCUAUUGAAGAACAAUGUAGAAAGCUUUAUACACUUACCAUGUUCAAAAUAUUUCAAAAUGAGCUACUAGAGUGCUAUAAGUAUCUCGGAAUAAAGACUUAUGAAGAAGGAACAGUUAGCAGAUAUUCAGUAAGGAGGUGCGGUAAUGAGCUUGAGAGACACGCAGUUACUUUAUGCGCAUCCAAUCUGAAUGUAUGCUGUAGCUGUCAAAUGUUUGAAUUUGAAGGUAUUCUGUGUAGACAUAUUUUGAGAGUCUUCAACUUGUUGGACAUAAAAGAAAUUCCAUCGCGCUACAUUUUACAUCGGUGGACUAGAAAUGCCGAGUAUGGUACUGUGGACAAUGUUGAAUCUGGUGUUAGUCCUCAAGAACUGCAACCAAUCAUCACGUGGAGUAUGAGAGAAUCAGCCUGUAAAUACAUAGAAGCUGGUACAUCAUCUCUUGAAAAAUACAAGCUUGCCUAUGAGACUAUGCGAGAAGGUGGCAGAAAACUUCGCUGGCAAAGGUAAGUCAACAAAAUUUCACUCCAGUACUAAUUUUUGUAGUUUAAGCUUGCUUAUGGGUAGUUUAUGUAAAUUAUAAAUUUUUUGCUCACUGUUUAGUAAGAUGAUUUGCAAUGGAUAAUGCUAUAUUACUUUGCAUUUGAA